ACCUAGCGCGCUGCCUACUCCGACAACAUUUGUAGGUAUUUCAGCUGCUGAGUCGGAAUGUCUUCAAACGCUGUCUCGCUUCCUUCAAGAAAGAGCAAGUACACUAAAGCCUUAGCCAACGCCCCGCACACUCCUCUCGCGCUCGCUCCAGCUCUGCUGCGCUACAGUCCGACACGCUCAGGAAGACGCUGCGCCAAAGUCGACGGAAUAACUCAAUAACUGCGCUUUCUUUUUCUCGUCCCGGUGUGUUUUAACAGAUUAGUGUUCGUGUGAGUUUGCUGAUACGGGCUCUAGGCUUCAUAAGAAGGCGUUAUUUCAUAGGAAAACGUUACAGAAUGGCAGAAACCGAGGGAAGUCCGUUUGGAGGCUGUUUGGAGAAACUCAAGAGCUACGUGCGAACUCGGAAAGGAACUAUCCUGACCGCUGAAAUACUCCUCAGUUUCAUCAUCCUUAUCUGUUACGCCGCGUCAAUGUAUGGCGGGUAUUCAGCGGUGGCCAUCUGUGAGAUGGUCUUUGCCAUCAUCUUCUUCAUUGUCUUCAUGAUGGAGCUGGACAAACAGUUCCUGGUGGUGAACUGGCUCUGGAGCGAUCUCUUCCGCGCUGUAAUCGGUGCAGCACUUUAUCUCAUUACCUCUCUCAUCUGUGUGAUCGGCGGAUCUGGGGACGGGGCUCGCAUCGCUGGUGGGGUGUUCGGUCUGGUGGCUGGGAUCUUGUUUGCUUAUGAUUGCUACACAAUCUUCUUGGACAUCAAGAGCGGCAGACAGCAUACAGCUGCUCCCACAGAUGACACAGUUUGAAUCUACCUUCCUCACUACAACAUUAACAGCCACCAAAACAUGGAGGACAAGUCUAGAAACGGCAAAAGGAAUGAAUUCCUGAGAGUUAUCGCAAAGUUACCAUGAGAGAUGAAGACCAGAGGAAUGCAAAAGGGACAAAACUUUACACAACACAAGAGGUUUAUGUAUAAAGGGAUUUAAAAGUGAGAUUAAAGAAACACCAUAUAUGAAGGAACAGAAAGCUGUUGGCAUCCAAGGAUCCAUUACCGUCGUCUUGGUCAGGCGGCUUUUGUUACCACAAUUUAUUUGUUGGCUUUGGUGGUUACAAAAGCACUAUCACAACAUUUAAUAAGAGAUAGGGCUAAUAAAAUCGUCAGAUAAAACAAAGUUCAAAGUCAGUCCGUCUUCCCAUUCUUUACUAGACAAAGACACAUUUUGACCAAGUGAUUUUAAACAAAGUGAUUAUUAAUAAGUUGUGUUGGAAACUUGAUUUAAUUCAGUCUGGUGCUGUUUUUUUAUGAUGAAGCAUGAAGGUUGCAUAGGUUUGUUAUGGGGUAAAAUUUCAGUGUAAUUCGUAACUGAAGCUAAAUUCUAAUAACUAUUGAUCGUUCUUGUGUUUUGUGCUUUAAAAAAGUUCGUUGUAUAAGGUUAAUCAAACAGGAUUUGAGUCGGAUAUAUCCAACUCAGGUGCGGUCAAGAAAAAGUCACACAUUUAAAGGGAUUUUCUCUUUCUUUAAACUGAAAAGGAAUGAAUCUCAACCCUAAUAUAUUCCAUGGUGGCACAGAUUUGUACAGUAAAAAGUUUUAAUGUCCAUGUGUUUGGUACAAUAUGUUCAUUUUCAUUCAUUGCCAUUAAACCUGUUACCUCAAGAGUUGCUCAAUAUCUUGAUGCCAUAAGUAUUUUUUGUUAUGAUUCUAAUAAUAAACUGAUCACAUAUAUUAAUAUAUCUUCAUUUACAGCCUCUAUAGUUCAACCCUACUGAGGAAUGUAGAGUAAGAAAUACUAAAAUAGCACUCGCAGUUUGUCAGCAUUCAUGAUUUCCCAAGAAAAUAUUAUGAAUAAAUAUCUGUUCGCU
Molecule: messenger RNA, 1852 nt
Organism: Sinocyclocheilus anshuiensis
Lineage: Eukaryota; Metazoa; Chordata; Actinopteri; Cypriniformes; Cyprinidae
Product: proteolipid protein 2-like
Exons: 5
Coding region: 336-797 (153 amino acids)
Cellular component (GO): membrane
Source: RefSeq, a predicted model, not a curated record